AUGUCAAAGGCCUCCCAACUCGAGUCUAAAAAGCCAGAUUCGGUUGGGACGUCUACCCAUCCUCCAUCUGUAUCACGGACCAGCCAGUCACAGUCUGGAUCCGAACGAGGGUGGAGCAGAAACAACGAAUUAGGAGCCGCAUCUCGAGGAGCCGCCAAAGGAAGACAAGGAAACCGUGGUGGGCGAGGAGGGCGAAGUCGUGGUGGUGGCGGUAGCAAAGGGGUCGCAACUCCGAGUUGUGUCUAUGAUGGUGACCACCCAAUAACGAAGGACCAAGCGAACAAUAAACCGCUACCAGGUGCACCUGCGAUAAUCGUGCCUACCACGUCUACCGUCACCAAACCAUCUAGCAGACCGAAACCUGCUAAGAAGGGACCGGACGGCAAAGCCUCCCGGAAAGCGACAGGUUCAGUACCCGCUACACCUCUGAUGCCACACCACCCGAUGUUCAGUUCCGCUCCUGCUCGACCCUCGAAUCGAAGGAAACGUUCUCAUAGUAAAGGAAGCGUCACGGCACCGUCAAAAUCCUCUGUGUCGUCGGAGUCGAGUCUCAGUCGCUCAGAGAGAAAUAGUAGUAUUAGCAAGGACCUCCCUCCACACCUGUCUUCUAGUGCAGAUCAUCCUUCGUUCGAUAUACGACACGACAUCGAGGCCCUGGUUGAGCGCGUGAGGGCUGUUGCAAUGGAUAGACCCCAUACUCCCGGAAGUCAUUUCGACUGGGCCACGGACGAUGAUGAUAGUCUCCCCGACCUCCCAGAUUGGGGUGUCAGUGUGGCUCAAGCCGGCCAGCUUGGGGACACCGGCAAGGCUAGUGUCAUCUCUCCGAUCCUGGAGGAUGCCCUCAAGCCUCUACCUUCCCUGGAUCCCGGAACACCUAUCGCUGCCAUGUCGGACAAUUGCGUCGAGCGCAUCACUGUUGAUUCACCUACAGUCGCUCAGGACAGGAUCAGUGAACAUUCAGAGGUCGUUUGUCAUGACACUCCCAUUGCUGGCGAGCAGGACACAUCUCUCAGUGACGCUGAACAAUUGGGAUCGAAUCACAAUAUUUCAACAACGAAGUGUGAAGUGGUAGCCGAAUCGAUGCCGUCAAGUUCUAGUCAUUUAUCACCACAAGUAAUUGGUACUCAGCCAUCUUUACAUCCCUCUCUGCCGCCAAAGCCGGUUACGACCAUGGACUCCGCGUCCUCAAGACGUCACCCAGCCACCGUUCACAAGGCAAGCUCGGCCGAGCCUGUUUUAGAUGGGCUAGCUCAAUCAAUGCAUGCUCCUACGCCUAAAUCAGCUCGCAUGGACGGAACUGUUGGUGAUCAGUCUCCAGAUCGUGGCCUCGCGGCAUCGAUACAUGCACCAAUUCCAUCCUCUCGGUCGGCUCCCAGCCAUCUUUCGACACACCCUUUUGUGGACAUGCCUCACCAGGCAGCGUAUAACCGUUCUAGAACACUUGGACGAGGCCAUCGGCAGCCACACAGUGCAUCCGUAUCUCAUUUUUCCGACCACCAAUCGGAUUUGGAUCGCAAUGGAAGAAAUAAUGCUCACCAUGCGCGCACGCACUCGACUCCGCCGCCAGGUUCCGGUACGUCUGCUGCCCAUGGACGCUCUCGUUCCAACUAUGCGACGCGUCCGGUCAUCACCGGGGAUGCUAUCUCCAGGUUGGCUAGGACCCUCGGAGGCAGCGCUCCAAAGCGAGACAAUAGUAUCAUCGCCAUGUCUGUCGCAAAGGACUGA
This is a messenger RNA of Fibroporia radiculosa, 1725 nucleotides long. RefSeq lists its product as uncharacterized. The transcript has 2 exons. The record is from RefSeq and is a predicted model, not a curated record. Lineage: Eukaryota; Fungi; Basidiomycota; Agaricomycetes; Polyporales; Fibroporiaceae. Bases 1 to 1725 code for a protein of 574 amino acids.